GUUUUCUUUAUUCACCUAAAGAUUGCCGCGCAGUUUGGACGUGUUUUGAGUCGCGUUUAAAAAAUUUACGACCACUUAAUAACUAACUAACGAAAUUAAUUAAAUAAAAACAUUAAAUUUACUUACAAAAAAAAAAAAAAAACAAAGAAAAAUACGAAGUAACGACUUUUACAGAAUUUAUUGAAACAGUUCCGAACGAGCAUUUAGAGCGGUUGUGUGAAAGAUACUUUCAAUUCAGUUUAAUAUGUGGAAGCUUUUAUUUAUUUGCUUAGCGGUAACCAUUAUGAACACCGCAGCAGGUAGCUAUGCUAGCGCAGGUGGGUUUGCCGGUGCAAGUGCCGGAGGCUUUGGUACUGGCGGCUAUACUGGUGGGUAUGCUGGAGACUAUGGUACCGGUAACUUCGUUGGUACAGGUUUCGGUUAUGCACCAGAAUUUGGUUUUGGUUUCAUUGACCCGUUCGUAUUCCAUCAGCAAUUGACUGCUUCGAUAUUGGCUCAACAUGCAGCACAAAAUAGUGCACUAGCUUCGACAUAUUCUACGGGCGAUGCUUCUGUUUACGCUGAUGCUUCUCAGUAUCCCGAUGAUGAGCAAAUACAGCAACAAAUUGCAGCACAACAAGGCUACUUCGAUAACGUAAGACGUCAGCCAGGUUAUUAUAAUAAGGGUUACAAAUCUCACCGUUAUGCACCCAAUUUCGCAGCCGCUGGUGCUUCAAUUGGACCUGGUGGUUAUACACAAACUGCCUAUAUUAGUCCCGAAAAUCCCUCUGUACCCAACAUACAUAACAGAUUCUCAUCUGGUUCCGGUCCUGGAGGUUAUAAGGGUGUUUCGGUCAGCUCAUUCAGUUCCAGCUCCGAUGUUGAUGGCAAGCGAACAAACUAUCGUGGUGCUCAAACUACAAUAAAUGAUAAUGGCAAGGUUACCACAUACAGGGUGCAUUCUUAAGUUAUUCACAGACACAUGGAGUUUUAUGAUAUUAUAUAUAAUAUAUAUAUUUAAAAAAAAGUGUUAAGAUUGGAUUUGUGUAUAAAUGUAA
Messenger RNA from Teleopsis dalmanni, 1037 nucleotides. RefSeq lists its product as uncharacterized. The record is from RefSeq and is a predicted model, not a curated record. The coding region runs from base 245 to 946 and encodes 233 amino acids. The transcript is spliced from 6 exons. NCBI's taxonomy places the organism in Eukaryota, Metazoa, Arthropoda, Insecta, Diptera, Diopsidae.